CCUCAAUCUAGUCACCAUUGGCUGUCAUCGUCGACUCUCAUCAUAUUAUGCUUCAUUUGUUUCAUCACACAUCGAUAUGCCAUCGCGCGGUGCGCUGCUCUCCAUAGCGAUCGUAGUGUGCUUUGGAGAGAUGACAGUGACCGAAAAAGGGUGCUCAGUUUUGAAGCACGGUUCGGAGCUUGAAAGGCAGUUUAGGAGACAUUAUAGGGACAGUGAGGUGCAGUUUAAGUGUGGUGCGCCCAGGCUAAGGGCGGUUUCUACGGAGGAUAUUGUCGAGGAGAAUGGUUUUGUGGAGUGUUUGAACGAUUAUAAGGUGGAACCUUCCUGGACGAUGCUGUACCGAUGCGAAUACUCGGGCUGCUGUGCGAACAACAUGCAGUGUGUUAGCGACAAAGAAGACGAAAAAGUGCCUAUAGUAUUCAGGAUUCGACCACGAAGUUACAAGACCAAGCAAAGACAUCCCAUGUUCAUCAAACUGAUGGCAAAAAAUGACUCUAGCUGUAUUUGUGAUGAUAUAAUUACCAAAUAAAAGUUCGCUUAUCCUCAA
Messenger RNA from Acanthoscelides obtectus, 547 nucleotides. NCBI's taxonomy places the organism in Eukaryota, Metazoa, Arthropoda, Insecta, Coleoptera, Chrysomelidae. The record is from the annotation of a GenBank genome assembly.